AUGGCAUCCACACCUCGUCGAUCCACACGAAGCGGAGCAAUCUUCACGCCCUCUCCCUCCUCCCACCCUCGAUCAGAAUCCCAUACAACAUACUCAUGGACCUCCGCUCCUCGUCAUGUUUCUUCAAACCCAGCCUCAAGCUCUUCUACAACACUAAGUCAAAAGGCAGAAAUCGACUAUACCUCUUUCGCGAGAAUCGUUUCUCGCCAAUCCACUAAAAGACCUCUAACACCAGGUAGAAAGACCCACGCCGGAAAAGCAGACGAAGAAAGUCGGUUUACAUUAGGAGAUGGGGUUGCUGUUUCUGUGGAAGGGGGUGGAGAAGGAGUUGGAGUUCUGGUGAGGCUUUGGGAAACUUCAAAGAAGGCAAAGGGAGAGGAGGAUAUGUCAGGAGAGGGUUCAGCGGAGGAUGAGGAAAGGGAUGAGGAGGAAGAAGAAGGAUCAGGAGAAAGAAUGUGGGCAGAAGUACAUUGGUGUUUCCGUCGACAAGAUUUACCAGGGAUAAUGAAAAAUCUUUCUGUGGAGGAUAACGAAGUACUACUCGCUGCAUCCCCAAUUCGACCAAGUAGUACCUCCCUCCCCAUCUCUCUACUCCUCCGCACGAUCCCCAUAUACUCUCGCAAUUUCUUUCGGGAUCAAUUCGCCCCUUCCAAAUCCUCUGUGAAAGGUUGGACCUAUGUCCGUCAAGGAGUUUACUGGUGUAAUCGGGCGUUUGACAAAGGCGCUAAAGGUGGAAAGGUAUGGAAAGUCGAUAUGGAUUCUUGGCGUUCAAGAGGAAAAGCAGGUCAAGGUUGGGUCGUACCAACGGAGAGUGUUGAGAGCGAUAAUGAAGAAUCGGAAGCUGAGACAGUCGACUCUUCGGACGAUGAUGGGGUGUUUGAUGGUGAAAAAGAGGAAAGUGAAGAUGAAGGUCAUGAAGAUCUUCCGGAAGAGGGGAGUGCAGAGGAAGGACAGGUCAGUGAGAAAAGCGGGACGAAGAGGUCCAAGAGAAAAGAAGAUAUCAGGAAAGUCAAAAGGCCAAAAUUAAGCAAUUCGAAGGCAAGGAAAGAAACGGAAUUGAAAGAGGAGAAGGGAAAAGAAAAGAGAAAGAGAAAAGGCAAAAACUCUCAUCCUCAAAUAUCAACUUCUGAACUACCAUCGGCUGUACCAAGUUUGGAUGAAUUACCAACGGAUCCAUAUCAACGAGCGAUGAGGUUGCUUCAUGUGGGUGCAACACCGGAUUCUCUACCUUGUAGAGAGGAAGAGUUCGUGGAGGUUUUGUCCAAAGUUGAGGAAGGGGUGGAAAGCGGGGGCGGGGGAUGUCUGUAUAUCGCAGGAGUACCCGGUACGGGCAAAACAGCCACCGUUCACGCGGUAGUGAAAGAGCUGAAACGUAAAGCGGAAGAUGGGGAACUCCCACCAUUCUCUUAUGUCGAGAUCAACGGUUUAAAAAUUCCCACGCCGCAACAUGCUUACACCGUUUUAUGGGAGGCCAUCUCGGGGGCUAAGGGUGCAAGUGCUAAAACUGCGCUGAGAGGACUGGAAGCGCAUUAUGCCAGGAAAACAGGAGGGGCGAGGGGUCCCAGGGGUCAUACCUUUGUCGUGUUGAUGGAUGAACUUGACCAAUUGCUUACUGCCAAACAAGAUGUAGUCUACAACUUUUUCAAUUGGCCAACGAUGCGUGAUAGUCAAAUGUUCGUAGUGGCAGUUGCCAACCGUAUGGAUUUACCACAACAUUUAGCGGCUAAGAUCAAGUCGAGAUUAGGCCUUCAAACUUUGUUGUUCCAACCGUACGACCGUCAAAGUCUGAUUGAAAUAGUACAAUCUCGUUUGAUACCUCAUCCAAAGAGUCAAGAAGACCAUAGGGUUUUGGUACCUGAUGCUAUUGCCCUAGCCGCGACAAAAAUGGCAGGAACGAAUGGAGAUGCACGAAGGGUUUUGGAUGCUUGUCGCCGAGCUGUGGAAGUAGCAUAUGAAUCUCCAUCCCCUCAUCCAGUCACAGCGAAAGAAAUGAUGGCUGUACUCCAUCAAAUGUCCUCUAGUCCUGCGGCAAUGUACAUCAAACAAUGUAGCGAACAACAGAGGAUCAUGUUAGCAGCUAUGGUUCGAUGUGUCAGGAGAGAAGGUGUUCCAGAGGUUGCUUGGAAGAAUGUGAGAACGGAUCAUGAUGCUUUAACUCGAUCUUUACUCGAAAGUGACGCUCUUCUCUCUUCUUCUGAACUAUCCCUCAUAUUCUCUUCCCUCGUCUCCACUCAUGCCUUGACUUGGGCGUACGACCCCCAUCGGUCUCCUGAUGAAAGAAAGGUGGCAUUGGGUAUGGACAUUUCUGAAGUUGGGAGGGUAUUGAUGAAUGAAGGUGAAGGAUGGCGUCGGGCACUUGCUGGGACUUGA
Messenger RNA from Tremella mesenterica DSM 1558, 2370 nucleotides. RefSeq lists its product as uncharacterized. Bases 1 to 2370 code for a protein of 789 amino acids. The transcript has 8 exons. The record is from RefSeq and is a predicted model, not a curated record. Gene Ontology annotation, biological process: DNA replication initiation; mitotic DNA replication checkpoint signaling. Lineage: Eukaryota; Fungi; Basidiomycota; Tremellomycetes; Tremellales; Tremellaceae. Gene Ontology annotation, molecular function: DNA replication origin binding; ATP binding; ATP hydrolysis activity. Gene Ontology annotation, cellular component: nuclear origin of replication recognition complex.